AUUAAUUACAGAAACAUGUUCAGUAUAUUCUUAUUUAAUCUCUACUUAAAUCUUUUCAGAAUAUUUCUUGAACAGGUAAACAGUAAAAAAUCUCGUGCCUCCAAUAUCAACUGUGUAGUGAAAACAGAUGUAAGACAUGAUGGGACCGAACCAGUUGUAGACAUCAUGUUUGCUGAUGGAGACAGAUUAAUAAUGAAAGGAGCCAACUUGACAGCAAGAGAAAUGUUACUAGCUUUCAACUCCAGAUGCAUAGCAAAAGGCCUUAAGGCAGAAGAAAAAAACAAGUAAAAGAGUGCUUGAAGAUCAAAAGAACAAUUGUGUUUAAAAUUGUUUAGGCAUGUGAAAAGCAGUGAGCAGCUUUUGUCAUCAGAACUAUAUAGGAAACUUCCCUGAAAACUUAUAUGAAAUCAUAAAAAGCGAUAUGGACAAAAUGCUGGCCAGUUCAACAUCUAGCAGAAUGAUUCAUACACGUUUAUAUUUUUCCUAAGGAAAAUAUAAUGGAGAAGCUAAAAUAUUUAACUCUGGCAGGUUGACAAGUCUUGAAUCCACAAAUGAAUCCUCUUGCCAUAUACACAAACGAUCAGUCUUUUAACCAUGCACACACUGGAUCGGUACCAUGCCUAUUUGUGUAUGAAUAUAAAUAAUGAAGAUGAGCAUAAUACAUUUAUUACAAAUGAAAAAAUUAAGUUUAAAUGGUGUUUUUAAUGUUUGUAAAUAUAAAUGUGAUUAACAGGUUUAAAAUAUUAUCUUGGCUUGCUGUCACUGAGGUUCAGUACUUCAGACGAAAUUCAGGAUAGAUGCUGUAGUGUUCUACUUGUCUGGCUCUAAAUCACUCAUUUUAAAUGAAGAAUCUCUGAAGAUUAAUAAUCGUAUAAUCAGCUCAGCAAUGAAAUCAAAGCCACAAAAUAAAUAAGAAUGUGUUAAA
Molecule: messenger RNA, 925 nt
Organism: Pelodiscus sinensis (Chinese soft-shelled turtle)
Lineage: Eukaryota; Metazoa; Chordata; Testudines; Trionychidae
Source: RefSeq, a predicted model, not a curated record